CCCGGCCGGCCACGGCAGACGGCCAGUCUUCCCGCGGAUCGCAAGCCGCGUGGGUAGCAGGCACGAGUCCGAUACGCGAUCGAUCUCCCCUCGAUACCGAUCCCCGACCGGCCGCCGUCUUCCUCGCCGACUCGGCCUCCGCGUUAUCCGCCGCGUUCUCCGGGAGGGAGCGAUACCGAGGCACGUCCGGAUGCUUCGGGAUCAUCCCCUGGUGGUCCGAGGAUUCGCGGCGAAAUCGUGAGAGAUCGCGACGACGAUCGGUCCCUGCUUCUUGCCGGUGAACGUUUCCGCUCGCACGUCCGCUUGUCAUCCGCUCCGGUAAUCGGUAUCGAUAUGCAAGGCACGAGGGGACGGUGGACCGUCCUCGCCGGUUUCGCAUUAGUUUGCGUGGCUAAUUUGCGACUAGUUUUCGGCGAGAAGGAGUCAGGGAACGAAGGAAACUCGGAGGAACCGCGACAGUACACGUGCUGCGCCCGAUACGAGAAGCUGAUCGACGUCGGAUACGGGAUAUCCGGAGAAGUUAUCCAGAUCGACGCUGGACACUGCCGGAAAUUAUGCCCGCGACACGUGUCCGACGAUCCCGGGGACGCAAGUCGACCGGCGGUGCAGAAAUGUUCAUCGGAUUCCCACUGUCGCGCGAGGGCCGCCAAACUGGAGCGAGUGUCCACGUUGCAGGGUGUUCGCGUAAUCGAGGCUAUAGACGCCUGCGAGUGCUCGCCGGAAUCGGCCUGCAGACGGGAGUCCUACACCCAUCACGUACACUCCGGUACGCCCUACCAGACAGUUGUGGACGUCGGGGUUUGCAUCGGCCAUUGCGGCAAAGACUUGGGCUGCAAGCCGGUCCGGAAUAACACAAUCAGCGUCAAGGGACCAAACGGUGACGAGAUCUACCAAAUGGUCGAGAAAUGCAGCUGCGCCGGUCAUUGUCACCGGAUGGACCACAUGGAAACUGUGCUGGAUUACAGCGAGCUGACAAUCAAAGAGGGCACGAACACGACAGACGUGAGGCCCGUGAUCAGACAAAUAAACGUCGGUCAAUGCGUCGGAACGUGUCCGGGGAACGAGACGGAGACGUGCCUUUUGCGGGACAAAAAGGAGCCAUCCAGGUGUUUAGCCGGCCUGUAUUCGAAGCAGCACACUUGCACCCCGGCCAGAUUUAAAGUGCACGAGUACAGAACCCGACGAGGAGCGAGGAGAGAAAUAAUUCAAAUCACCCAGUGUGCCUGCGUCUAGACUGAAAUUAUUUCGCUGCGAGUCGUCACGUCCGAGUCGAAUCGGAAACGAAAGGGAGAGAAAGACAGCGUGUUAGACAUAUUCUGCGCGUACACCCAUGUUCCUAGGUACAUCACGUACAAACCCAUGUGGCUAAAUAAAUCCAAGAUGUUUUCACGAACGA
This is a messenger RNA of Vollenhovia emeryi, 1396 nucleotides long. RefSeq lists its product as uncharacterized. The record is from RefSeq and is a predicted model, not a curated record. Lineage: Eukaryota; Metazoa; Arthropoda; Insecta; Hymenoptera; Formicidae. Bases 334 to 1233 code for a protein of 299 amino acids. The transcript has 8 exons.